This is a messenger RNA of Nothobranchius furzeri (turquoise killifish), 4145 nucleotides long. The record is from RefSeq and is a predicted model, not a curated record. Lineage: Eukaryota; Metazoa; Chordata; Actinopteri; Cyprinodontiformes; Nothobranchiidae.
UAGGUCUGCCUUCAAUUCUAAAAAUUGGUAUUGGCUAGAAAAACAUCCGAUCUGGCUACAGCUACCCUAAUUCCAUUAGAGCUGCACUUUUCACCUGAUGUGGUUGUUAAAACACUCAAAUUAAAACUCCUUUAAGUUCAUAGUCUAAAAUAAAAACUAAGAAGUGUCCAUAAAACUCUUAAAGUAGACGUUAUAAAUCAGAAUCAGUGCAUUGCUUUUUCAUUAAAUUAACAUCUUCUACAAAAGAGGUCAUCCCAGAAAAGGAACCAUCUCCUUCAUCGGGAGUUGAAGGGAAUGUCCGGCUCCGAAGGCUGCUGGGAAUCCUUUCUGCUGUGUUUUAGGUGCAAUCUGACUUUUAACGAGGGUCGUAAAGCGCUGCAUGCUGAUGAAGAUGGAGGCGGAAGAGCAGCGUCAUGUGAGCCACGUUAGCUCUGUUUGUUGUUUACGUUUGGACGGGAGCCACGGUGGGACGUCAUGGGGGUGUGCACGCUGGUGGAGACUGUCACAGUCUUUGUGCUGAAACAGGAGCCGUGUGUGUUUCUGCUUCUCUGGGCUGUUCGGGCCGAAGUUCUGUUUGCUCUGGUCUUGAUUCAGGUUUUCCUUUAACGUUGGGAUGUUUGGCUCCACCGAUCAGGGAUGGAUGUGUUUCUGGAAGCGGGAGAGAGAGCCUGAGCUCGGACUCGGAGCGGGAACGAUUGGGACGGUGGCGCGUCCCGGCACUAAUUACCAGGUUUAUGGAAGCAGGUCGAGUCAUUGUUGAUGUGACUGCAUGACUGAGGACAACCACAAGGCCAGUGGCAGACAGUGUUGCUGGUUCCUGGUGAGCGUGAGAGAUGCAGUAAGGAGGGAGUGAAGCGCAUCAGUUCAAAGGUCAAAGUCCCGCCAGGAAGCUGCAGGAUGGAGACUCAGGAUCAGCCGCUGGCCCUGACUGUGUCGCAGUCGCUCCGUCCAACCAAUGGGAAGGAAGAAGAGGUGAACACAGAUGCAGAGUCCAUGGAGGAGGAGUUCAUCUGGGAGGAGUACAUGGAGGAGCACGGAGCUGACCCCGCCCCCCACACCACCUUCAAACAUGUGGAAAUCAGCCUGCAGAGCAGCUUCCAGCCAGGGAUGAAGCUGGAAGUGGCCAAUAAGAGCAACCCGGAGACCUACUGGGUGGCCACCAUCAUCACCACAUGCGGCCAGCUUCUGCUACUGCGCUACAGCGGCUACGGCGACGACCGCAAGGCCGACUUCUGGUGCGACGUGAUGACGGCUGAGCUGCAUCCGGUGGGCUGGUGCGCGCAGAACAGCAAGACGCUGAUGCCCCCUGAAGAUAACGUUUAUCUAAGAAAAGCGAUCAAGGAGAAAUACGGCGACUGGAGGGAGUUCCUGAUUCGUGACCUGACGGGUUCCAGAACGGCGCCGGCUAACCUGCUGGAAGGGCCUCUCCGAGGUAAAAACACCGUGGACCUGAUAGUGGAGGGCUCCUUCUUGGAGCUCCAGGAUGCUUCCGAACCUUUCGUUUACUGGCCGGCUCGAGUUAUUCGGAACAUCGGAGGGAGACUCCUCCUGCGUCAUGUCGGCCUAGGGGAGGAACACCAGACUAAGGACAUCUGGCUGUUUUACCUGGACAUUAGGCUCCGCCCCCUUGGCUGGGCCCAGGAGAACAGCCUCGCCUUAGAACCACCAACAGAUCUCAGGUCUCUGCAGACCGCUGACGAGUGGCAGCGAGCUCUGGAGAACGCUCGACUCGACGGACAGAAGAAUCCACUCCCAUUGGAGGUUUUCAAGGACCACGUGGACCUGCCCAAGCACUCCUUCAGGAUGGGCAUGAAGCUGGAGAUGGUUUCUCCGUGGGAGCCGCUCCAGAUUCGCCCCGUUUCUGUCACCAAGGUCUACAGUGAGAUCUACUUCCAGCUGACCCUGGAUGACCUCACUGCCGAUGCCAAGCCUCGGUCUGUGGUGUGUCACGCCAACUCGCCUGGCAUCCUGCCGGUCCAGUGGUGUCUGAAGAACGGCGUGGCUCUGGAGAAACCUCGGGGCUACGAGGGUCAGGACUUUGACUGGGCAGACUACCUGAAGCAGAGCGCGAGCGAAGCGGCUCCCGAUGCCUGCUUUCCUGAUACAUGGCAGAGCCGAAGCUUUGCCAAGGACAUGUGGCUGGAGGCGGUGAACCCUCAGAGGCCGGCGGAGGUGUGCGUGGCUCAGAUCACACGGGUUAGAGGACGCCUGCUGUGGCUCCGACUAGAAGGUGUAGCGAAGCCAUUGUCAGAGAGCAUCGUGGAUGUUGAAUCUAUGGAUAUUUUUCCUGUUGGUUGGUGUGAGGCCAACGCUUACCCUUUGACCCCUCCACUCAAGCCUGUCUGCCAGAAGCAGAAGAAGAUAGCGGUUGUCCAGCCAGAGAAACAGUUGGCUCCAUCCCAUCCGGCCGAGGCGACUCCUGUCAACCACUGCCAGCCUGUCGUCAUGGAUCCAGGUUCAGCUAACGGAAGAUACUGUUGCUCCAAGAUUUUUGUCAACCAUCGUUGUUUCUCAGGCCCGUACCUCAACAAGGGACGCAUUGCCGAGCUGCCACAGGCUGUUGGACCCGGCAAGUGCUCGCUGGUCCUCAAAGAGCUGCUCAGCAUGCUGAUCAAUGCCGCCUACAAGCCCGGUCGAGUCCUGAAGGAGCUGCAGGAGCUGGAGGAUCAGAGCUGGGACAGCCAAGAGGAGACCCUCAAAGCAAAAUAUAAAGGGAAAACGUAUCGCUCCACCAUCAGAAUCGUUCGCCUGGCGGAGCAGAUCCCAGACUUCUGCAGGAAGGUGUGUGUGAAGCUGCAGUGCUGCCCGAACCUCUUCAGCCCCCUCCUUGUCACCGACAAGUGCCCGGAGAACUGCUCCGUCCAAACCAAAACCAAAUACACCCAUUACUACGGGAAGAAAAGGAAGCUGUCCAAACCGCCGGGCGGGGAGGAGACAGCGGAGGGUGAGCCGGCCAAGCCCACGCGCCGCAGGAAGAAGAGGAAGGCCAUCUUUGUGCAGAAGAAAAGGCGCUCGUCAGCUGUUGACUACACGCCUGCAGGCUCUCCGCAGGACAGCGACGAGGGAGCGGACGGUGAAGAGCUGGCGCUACAGUCGGGCAGCGAGGGCACCAGCUCGGAGCCCUGCGACGACCACACGGACGCCUCGUCGGUGGAGGUGACCAGCAGCAGCAGCAGCAGCCGGCCUCGCCGAGCCGCGGCGCUCCGCAGAGCCUUCAGUGUGGGGAACUCCACGGGCAGCCAGGAGGCCUCGGAGGGCCGCAGGCGGUCCACCCGCUCGCUGUCGGCUUCCCACCAGAACAACAAGAACCAAACGCCUAAAGAAGAAGAUGUGAAGGCUGAGGAGGAUGAAAGUCAGCUGGUUUUGGACAGAAACCCUCUGGGGUGGAGCGUGGACGAAGUCGUCCAGUUUAUUACCUCCACUGACUGUGCAUCGCUGGCCACCGUCUUCAGGGAGCAGGACAUCGACGGCCAGGCCCUGCUGCUGCUGACUCUGCCUACAGUCCAGGAGUGCAUGGACCUGAAGCUCGGGCCCGCCAUCAAGCUGUGCCACCAGAUCGAGCGAGUUAAAGUGGCCUUUUACAAACAGUUCGCCAACUGAGAUCAGGAGGAACGCCGGUGUGAACAACCAGGAAAAAACGGAUCUCCAAACUUCAUGAAGUCUUUGGAUCUGUUAAAUCUGAAAAGCACAUCUGAAUGAGACGCGUUUGCGGAUCUUCGGCGGACUUCCGCGACUCCCUGCUGCCAACUUCAGCAAAUCCAACACCGGACCGGAUCUUUGUGCUUUUCUCUUGCAUAAAAAACAUAUUUUAACUUUAAACAUUUGUUUAUUUCCCAUCAUGGUUCACAUCAACUAAGGAGUUUUAUUUCUGUCUUAUUGGUUCUUUAAAAUAUAUUCUGAAAGUAUUUAACAAACCAAGAAGUAAUAUAUUUGCAAUAUUUAUCACUCUUCAUAUUUUUUACAGAGUAAUUUGGAUUUCAGCAUAAAAUCGUUUUCCAGUGAAUCAAACAAUAAUGUGAGUUUUGAACACAGCAGCAUGCGUUUUCAUUUUCUUUCUUACAGUCCUUAAAAAGCUAUUUUGUGUCCAUCUAUGCAAUUGUUGUGCAGAAAUGUUUGGUAAGAAAAUAAAUUUCUAUCGAUUUUUA